CAAAAGUGCUUACGAUUUACGAACGAUAUAAUAAUAAUAAUAACAAAUAAUAUUCUCUUUGGUUUUCCUCACAGAUAUAUUCUCCGGUGACCAAAUCCUUUCUCCGUCCGUCUUGAUCACCACGAAGAAGAAAUCGCUUUUGUCUCUUCUUCUUACUCCUCUCUCCCUUUUCCUUUACACUCUCUCUCUCUCUCUCUCUAUGCCUCCGUCCUACUUUCCUCUCCGGUGGGAGAGCACCGGCGACCAGUGGUGGUACGCCACUCCCAUUGAUUACGCUGCCGCCAACUGCCAGUACGAUUUAGUCCGCGAGCUUCUCCGCAUCGACUCCAACAACCUCAUGAAGCUCACUUCCCUCCGCAGGAUUCGCCGCCUCGAGACCGUCUGGGACGACGAUUCUCUCUUCCACGACGUCGCCGCCUCCAGAUCAUCCGUCGCUAAAAGACUCCUCUCCGCCUGCGACGGUCCCAACUCCAACACCCUCAUCCGCUCUGGCUACGGUGGCUGGCUUAUGUACACCGCUGCCUCCGCCGGAGAUCUUGCGUUUGUCCGCGAUCUCCUCGACAGAAACCCUCUGCUCGUCUUCGGCGAAGGAGAGUACGGCGUCACCGAUAUACUCUACGCAGCUGCCAGGAGCAAGAACGACCACGUUUUCCGCCUCAUUUACGAUUUCGCGGUUACUCCGAGGUUCGGUUCCGAGCAGCAAACCGGAGAUAUUCCGGCGGCAUACAAACGGGAGAUGAAGAACAGAGCGGUCCACUCUGCUUCUAGAGGAGGCAAUUUGAUCCUUCUCAAAGAACUUCUCACUGAUUGCUCUCUUGAAGAUGUCUUGGCCUUCCGAGACAAGCAGGGCUCCACUAUCCUCCACGCUGCUGCCGGCAAAGGAAAAACUCAGGUGGUUAAAGAGCUUGUGGCUUCAUACGGUUUGGUCGAGGCUGUGGACAACCGAGGGAACACGGCUUUGCACGUCGCAGCCUACCGUGGCCACGCUGAUCUUGUGGACGCUCUGAUCUCUGCGUCUCCAUCUUUGAUCCCCGCUAGAAACAACGCCGGAGACACUUUCCUCCACGCUGGAAUCUCCGGUUUCCAGACUCCGGCCUUCGAGAGGCUUGACAAGCACACGGAGCUCAUGAACCGUCUCAUCACAUCCGCUGCCUCCAAAUCUCCUGGAGAUUUUGUUAAUUAUAGGAACAACGAGGGACGCACGGCUAUUCACUUGGCCAUCUCUGGGAAUGUUCCUCUGGAGUUCGUUGAGAUGCUCAUGUCUGUGAAAUCCAUCGAUAUUAACAUACGUGACAACGCUGGUAUGACUCCGCUUGAUCUCAUCAGGCAGAAGCCGCUAUCUCCUACGUCGGAUCUCCUGUUCCGACGGCUGGUAUCAGCCGGAGGGAUGUUCAGUUCUCGUGAUCAAAGCAUCACAAGUGUGGUCGCGUCGCACUUGAAGGACAGAGGAAACUUUUACAGCCCAGGAGCUCGUUUCAAGACAUCGGACGCUGACAUGUUCCUAAGCACCCGACUUGAUGUCGCGUCGGACAACAAUGGUGUUGUUUUGGUCCCUAGACACGUGAGAUCCAGCUCCUGUUCCAUUGAGAUUGGUCAGCGAAACGUGAUGGAUGAGAGUCAUCAUUUCAAGAAAUGCAGAAACGCUUCUGUUAACUCUGCAACGGAGAGAUUGAAGAGCGUUUUCCACUGGCCGCGAAUCAUCAAGAAACAACCAGAUCAUUCCAAGAACGAUUCUGAGAUAAGCCUCGCUUCGGCAGCUCUUGAGACGCAAGAAACUCCGGUUCCACUCCGACAGAGAUUCUCAAAAAGCACCACCUGCUCGCUUGCUCUGCCUAAUAACAAUAAAAGAACGUUAUCGGUAAGAAGUAACCAGUCGAGUCCGAGAGCGAAGAAGAAGCGGAUUGGUACAGUGCGGUCUCGUUCUAGUUCAUUCUCGAAAAUAUCCAUGCACUCGUCAUCCACUUCUUCAACUUCGAGCAUGGUUGAUCUUAAGCAGAAGGGAGUGAUGAUGGAUACGGGCAUAGUAGCGGGACCGUCGAAACCAGGGUUGAACCGGGCUGAGGUAACGGAGCCAGUGAAAAGUAAGGUAACGGAGAAGCAGGGUUCGUUAAGGAGGAGACUGAAGAAGAGCCAUUACUUUUGCUUUGGUGCUUCAGCUUUGUCUGUGAAAACGCCGACUACGGUCUUGGUAUAAAACCCCUGAAAGAAAGAGAUAGGUUUGGUUUGGUUUCUCUUUUAGUUUCUUUCUAAAUGUAGUAAUAGAGUCCUGAAGUUAAACUACACGCCGUUUUCGUUUCUAGUUCUAUCAAGCAGUCUGGACUCUGGAGGACUCCUCCUUGCUAGUGAUUAAUAUUGAAAAUAUAUAAUAAUUAUAUA
This is a messenger RNA of Capsella rubella, 2376 nucleotides long. RefSeq names its product ankyrin repeat and SAM domain-containing protein 1A. The transcript is spliced from 2 exons. The coding region runs from base 200 to 2194 and encodes 664 amino acids. The record is from RefSeq and is a predicted model, not a curated record. Gene Ontology annotation, molecular function: protein binding. Lineage: Eukaryota; Viridiplantae; Streptophyta; Magnoliopsida; Brassicales; Brassicaceae.